Molecule: messenger RNA, 771 nt
Organism: Caenorhabditis elegans
Lineage: Eukaryota; Metazoa; Nematoda; Chromadorea; Rhabditida; Rhabditidae
Gene: mrps-7
Product: Small ribosomal subunit protein uS7m
Exons: 5
Coding region: 6-674 (222 amino acids)
Biological process (GO): translation
Cellular component (GO): mitochondrion
Source: RefSeq, marked reviewed
UAAAUAUGACCACAAAACUGGCGCGAUUCGCUCAAAAACGAUGGAUUUCUUCGACGACUUCCACAUCAAAUAUGUACGAUCCAAGAGUAUUCAGAGAUCCCGUAACGAAUGUUCAAGAGCUCCGAAAACCAUUGGAUUCGGAUGAUGAGCGCAACUUUUUGUUCCUCAAAGCGAUGAAAAGUGAUGCGACACCAGUAUUUUACAGAGAUCAUGUGAUCGACAAACUAAUUCGAGUGUGCACAAAAGACGGGGAAAAGGAGACUUCUCGCAAGAAUGUGCUCAGCGCGUUGGAAAUCAUCAAGCGCCGGCAGUACAAGGCAUGGGCAAAGGCUUCCGAAGAAGAGAAGAAAAGUAUCGAAUUAGACCCAUUUCUUGUUGCGAAAAAGGGAAUUAAAAAUUGUCAUCCUCUCAUGAAGCUUCAAGGUGUAACCCGAGGAGGAACCACCUAUCAGGUUCCAUUUCCAAUUGAAGAACCAGAAGCCGAGUUUCGAGCAAUGAAAAUGAUGAGAGAUAUUUGUAGAGUUCGAUCGAAACAUGGAGAGACACAUUUCAAAGACAUCCUCGCGACCGAGCUUCUCGCCGCCAGUCAAAACGAAGGAUCAACGAUUCAAGCGAAACAGGAAUUGCACAAGACUUGUGAAGCGAAUCGGGCAUAUGCACAUUAUCGUGCCUAAUUAUUCAUUUUCUAGACAUUCUAUAAUUAGCUUAGAUUAUCGUUUCUCUUUUGUUUUGUUACUUUUUUUUGUGUUUUUAAACUUUUGAAUUGAAUUG